AUGCAGUCUGUGGUAUUCAAAGGUCCACUCCAGGUUGCUCUGGAGCAACGGCCAAAGCCUCAGAUCCAAGAUGCAACAGAUGUCAUUCUGAAGGUUCAUUACACGGCAUUAUGUGGCAGCGAGCUGCACGUCUUCCGAGGCCACCAAGCAUCGAAUACAGGAUUCAUUAUGGGCCACGAAUUCACGGGGGUGGUCGUGGAAGCAGGCGAAGAUGUCAAGACGUUUCAAAAGGGGGAUAAGGUGGUAUCGCCAUUCACAACCAGCUGUGGCUCUUGCUUCUAUUGUGCACGCGGGUUCUCAUCUCGCUGCGCUCGGAGUCAGCUAUAUGGAUCGGUAAUUUUGGAUGGAGGGCAAGCGGAGUAUGUUCGCAUUCCUCUCGCAGACUCAACAUUAUUCCAUGCGCCCCCUUCGAUCGACGAGAAAAAGUUGGUGUUGAUGGCGGAUAUUUUUCCGACUGGUUACUUCGCAGCUUUGAAUGCUUUUAAGUCACUGGAUACGGCAGAGGUUCAAAACAGCGUCGUUCUCUUGUUUGGCUGUGGGCCUGUGGGUAUCUGUGCUCUUGUGAGUGCUUUAGAAUAUCGUCCCAAGCAUCUGAUUGCAAUCGACAGUAUCCCAUCUCGUCUUCAGCUUGCAGGAAAGCUGGGUGCAGAACCUUGGAACUUCCAGGAAGAUGAAGCAGACUUGCGACAGAGAGUCAAGGAUCUGACGGAGGGUCGGGGAGCCGAUGUGGUCAUUGAGGUUGUGGGUCAUAGCAGCGCAUUGCGAAUGGGAUUUGAGAUGUUGCGCCCAUGGGGAAUCUUAUCCAGUGUUGGAGUGCACAAUGGUGAGAUCCCUUGGACUGGCAAUGAGGCGUAUGGAAAGAAUUUGCUUAUCCAGAUGGGACGGUGCCCUGUACGAAGUAUCUUUGGGGAGGCAAUGGAGUUUUUGGCCAGAAAGCAAGAUGAUCUUGAUUUCAUGUCAGAGGAUAUCCGGCCACUUUCUCAGGCUGUUCAAGCCUAUGAUGAUUUCAAUAACAUGAGAUGCCAGAAAGUUAUCUUUGAGGCGGACAAGUAA
Messenger RNA from Penicillium malachiteum, 1053 nucleotides. Its product is annotated as alcohol dehydrogenase family protein. NCBI's taxonomy places the organism in Eukaryota, Fungi, Ascomycota, Eurotiomycetes, Eurotiales, Aspergillaceae. The coding region runs from base 1 to 1053 and encodes 350 amino acids. The transcript has 5 exons. The record is from RefSeq and is a predicted model, not a curated record. Gene Ontology annotation, molecular function: zinc ion binding; oxidoreductase activity.